Crotalus tigris (Tiger rattlesnake) is the source of this 1670-nucleotide messenger RNA. RefSeq names its product C-type lectin domain family 4 member F-like. Gene Ontology annotation, biological process: biological process involved in interspecies interaction between organisms. Gene Ontology annotation, cellular component: external side of plasma membrane. The coding region runs from base 73 to 669 and encodes 198 amino acids. The record is from RefSeq and is a predicted model, not a curated record. The transcript has 6 exons. Lineage: Eukaryota; Metazoa; Chordata; Lepidosauria; Squamata; Viperidae. Gene Ontology annotation, molecular function: carbohydrate binding.
CAAGCAAAGCCCCUUCCGUGGGAUGCAGAUGCGGCAUUGGUCAGCAAACCCCCCCAUCCGCUCGAGGAGUCGAUGAAGAGGCUGGGGACCACCAUGGCGGUGGGCCUGAGGAGUCCAAAGCUCAAGCACGAAAACCCCCAGAAGGUCGCAGAGGAAGCAGUGAAGCUGCCAGACCACAUAAAAGACUGCGGGAAGAACUUCAACGAGCAGAAAAGGAAGUACAAUUCCCUCUUCAGGAAGAGUCGAAAGUCUGCGAUGGAGUGGCAGCCUUUUGGGAGUGGCCUUUACUACGUAUCCAGGGGGAAAAAGUCCUGGUACGAUGCGGAGAACUUCUGCCUGUCCAGAGAGGCCCAUCUGACCUCCAUCCUAAGCUCUGAAGAGCAGAACCAUGUGACCUCGCAGCUCACCCAGCCUGCCUGGAUUGGCCUGACCGACGGGGGUCGAGGAAAGUGGGAAUGGACCGACGGCUCCAGAUUAAUAGCCCAGUUCUGGUCUCAGGGCCAUCCCGGCCACUCGGAGCGCCCUGGAGACGGAGAGCAAGGCUGCACAAUUAUUGUCCCAUUGUCUAAAGGGCUGAACUGGAAUGAGGUUGACUGCAAUCAGCUGAAUAGAUGGGUCUGCAAAGGAACUCUGGGUGCGGAAGAGCCCCAAAUUCACCAAACACAUUGACCGGAGCCGAUGAGAUGGACUCAGAAAAUCUUCACUGGGGAGUCAAACCCCACCACUUAUGCCCGAUCAGGAAGAGGCUGUGGAUGGACUCUUUCGUCCGAGCGUAGUUCCUCCAGCUGAGAGACAGGAGAGAGGCUGGUUUUAUGUGGCCUUUCCGUGUCCAGGUGUGGCCUUUUUUCAGAGCAGAGCCAGCCAGACGGCGUUCAGAGGGACGUCAUAAUUCUGGCCUUGAGGCUAAUUCAGGCCCCGAAAAAGCCACAGAGGGAGUGGACGGGGACUCUCCUGGCUCAGCAGUCAGCUGUUAUCUCUACCGAGAAGAUUUUCCUGAAGGAACGAGCGGUGAUCUGACUCAUCUGUCACCCCAUUGGUCGCCAGGGUGGAUUCCACUGAUCGGACUGGCUGGCUGGCUGGACCUUUCCUCCCUCACUGCCCCAUGUGUGCCUCUUCCAAAGCCCUGCAUUUGGGGGAAAAAAGGAUGACCACCCCAGAUUGAAGGGGUGCACGGAUCUUUGGUUGGGGGGAGACGAUAGCUGCGCUCCCCUUCUUGCUGGGAGCUCCAAGGAAGCAGAAAGCCCAGGGCAUCCUGGCAAUUUGAGGUGCACCAGUGGCACACUUCGAAAGGUAGAGCCUGCCAAGGUGUUAACAUAGACUUCUUACUAGAAGCUGCUAGGAGAGUCCAAAGAUUUUGUGUUGCAGAAAUUUAACAACAACCGCAAUAAAAAUAAAAUAGAAGACAGUGCCAGGAAAUACCCAGCCGCAGGUCCUGGAACGAGAAGUUGGAAAAGCAGGCUGGGGGAAGGAAGGGUCCAACCACAUCCGUCUCUUUCCCAAGAAAACUUCCUGGACGUGUCCAUAAGUCCUCCAGACGUCAAACUCAGCUCUAAGAAAAUGACCUCAGUUUUCCCAGCUCUCAGCCCACCCAGAGACCCCAUAAUGCAGAACAAAGACUGUGCACCUCUAGAGAAGACUGCAAGAGGAAUGGUUUCCUUCCUUCCUUCCUU